AGUACAUUUCGUUGUUAUAUACUUUUUAGAAAAAAUAAUUGUACAAACAGUGUCAAAACAUGAAGAGUAAAUACACUACUCAGUGUCAUGAAGAACACAUACUAUAUUUAGAAAUUCAGAAAGAAGAGUUUUUAAAAAAAUUUCAUGAACCUCCUGAUCUUGAAAAGUCACCUGAUAAUUAUGAUAGAAUUAAAGCAAUAGGCAAUGGAGCCUACGGAGAAGUGUUUUUAGUAAGAGACAAAUGUACGCUCGAAUACCACGCGAUGAAAGUCGUUGACAAAACAAUCGUUGUUGAGAGAAAACAUGUAAAACACUUAGUACUUGAAAAGGAAAUUCUUCGUUCUGUUCAGUUUCCAUUUAUAGUUUCCCUAAAUGCUGCGUUCAAAGACAACCUGUAUCUUUAUUUUAUUCUGCCCUACAUUCCUGGUGGGGAAAUGUUUACUUACUUGCAGAAAUAUGGAAGUUUUGAAGAAAGUUUAGCACAGUUCUAUACCAGUCAGAUGGUGUUGGCAUUAGAAUACCUUCAUUUCUGCAAUAUUAUUCAUAGAGACAUAAAACCGGAAAAUAUAUUAAUAGACACUACUGGGUACAUUAAAUUAUGCGACUUUGGGUUUUGUAAAAUAAUAAAAAAGAAAACAUGGACACUAUGUGGGACACCUGAGUACUUAGCGCCGGAGAUCAUUAUGUCUAGAGGAUAUAACUACGCGGUGGACUGGUGGGCGCUCGGUAUUUUGGUAUUUGAAAUGAUUGCAGGCCAUCCACCGUUUUAUGCAGCUGAUCCGAGCAAACUUUAUGAAAAGGUUCUAGAUUGUAAUUAUAAAUGUCCAAAAAAUAUGACUCAAGACUGUAAAAAUUUGCUUAGAGGCUUUCUUCAAGUGGAUCCAACGAAACGUUUGGGAUCACAAAAAAAUGGUACUUUCGCCAUCAAAAGUAAUGCUUGGUUUUAUGAAAUAGACUGGUCAAGUGUAUUAAAUCAAAGAGUAGUUCCGCCAUUUGUACCUACUGCUCACGAGCCGGGGGACACCAGUAACUUUCCCGAAAUUUCUCAAAUAAAACUGAGGCGGCUAUCGACAUGUCUUUUUGAGAAUGAGUUCAAAGAUUUUUAAAAAUCUAAUUUUUAUAUUUGCAAAAUCUAUAUUUUUCUAAUAUUUUUCUUGCAGCUUGUAA
Helicoverpa zea (corn earworm) is the source of this 1167-nucleotide messenger RNA. RefSeq names its product cAMP-dependent protein kinase catalytic subunit 1-like. NCBI's taxonomy places the organism in Eukaryota, Metazoa, Arthropoda, Insecta, Lepidoptera, Noctuidae. Gene Ontology annotation, cellular component: cAMP-dependent protein kinase complex; nucleus. Bases 60 to 1106 code for a protein of 348 amino acids. Gene Ontology annotation, molecular function: ATP binding; cAMP-dependent protein kinase activity. The record is from RefSeq and is a predicted model, not a curated record. Gene Ontology annotation, biological process: peptidyl-serine phosphorylation. The transcript has a single exon.